Molecule: messenger RNA, 981 nt
Organism: Zychaea mexicana
Lineage: Eukaryota; Fungi; Mucoromycota; Mucoromycetes; Mucorales; Lichtheimiaceae
Product: transaldolase
Exons: 4
Coding region: 1-981 (326 amino acids)
Biological process (GO): carbohydrate metabolic process; pentose-phosphate shunt; pentose-phosphate shunt, non-oxidative branch
Cellular component (GO): cytoplasm; intracellular anatomical structure
Molecular function (GO): transaldolase activity
Source: RefSeq, a predicted model, not a curated record
AUGUCCGUACUUGAACAAUUGAAAAAAUUCACCACUGUCGUUGCCGAUACUGGCGACUUUGAAACUAUUGCUGAAUACAAGCCGCAGGAUGCUACCACAAACCCAUCGCUCAUUUUGGCAGCUACUGAAAAGCCGCAGUAUCAAAAGUUGAUCCAAGAUGCCAUCCAGUUUGGUAAGAGCAAAGGCGGCUCUUUGGACGAUCAGGCAAGCUGGGCUAUGGAUAAGCUGUUGGUGAACUUUGGUAUCGAGAUUCUCAAGAUUGUACCCGGAAGAGUUUCGACUGAGGUCGAUGCACGGCUCUCGUUUUCAACAGAGGCCACUAUCGAAAAAGCAAAGCGUUUGAUUCAAUUGUACGCUGAUGCUGGUAUCGAUAAGAAGCGCAUCUUGAUCAAGAUUGCUUCUACGUAUGAAGGCAUUCGGGCUGCUCAUACUCUUGAAACAGAACACGGAAUCCACUGCAACUUGACGCUGUUGUUCAGCUUCCCACAAGCUGUCGCAUGUGCCGAAGCUGGCGUCACUCUGAUCUCACCCUUUGUCGGCCGUAUCUUGGACUGGUACAAAAAGAACGCGCCUGGCACUGACUAUGAAGGAGCGAACGACCCGGGUGUUCAAUCCGUCACCAAAAUCUUCCACUAUUACAAGCAACACGGGUACAAGACUAUUGUGAUGGGCGCCUCUUUCCGCUCGGUCGAAGAGAUCAAAGAACUAGCUGGCUGUGACUUUUUGACCAUCUCACCCAAAUUGUUGGCCGAACUCGCCAAGGACAAUGGCAAGCUUGCGCAGAAACUGGGUACUGACCAGGCAGUUCAGCAUGACAAGCAGGAGAAAGUCACAUUUUUCACAGAUGAAAAUGCGUUCCGUUGGGAGUUUAAUCAGGAUGCCAUGGCGGUGGAUAAGUUGGCUGAAGGUAUUCGCAACUUUGCCAAGGAUGGAAACAAGCUGCUGAGCUCUCUCAAGGAUGGUAUUCAAAAGAACGCUUAA